Molecule: messenger RNA, 480 nt
Organism: Gracilinanus agilis (Agile Gracile Mouse Opossum)
Lineage: Eukaryota; Metazoa; Chordata; Mammalia; Didelphimorphia; Didelphidae
Gene: RGS13
Product: regulator of G protein signaling 13
Exons: 4
Coding region: 1-480 (159 amino acids)
Source: RefSeq, a predicted model, not a curated record
AUGAGCACAAGAGUGUGCUGGCUGUGCAAGAAAGGCAGAAAAAAAUCCAAUGGGAUCUCUUCAAACCUUACUCUAGAAGAAGUGUUCCAGUGGGCUGAGUCUUUUGAAAAAUUGAUGGCAACAAAAUAUGGUCCAGGAAUCUAUGCAACAUACUUAAAAAUGGAGCACAGUGAUGAGAACAUGAAAUUCUGGAUGGCAUGUGAGACAUACAAAAAAACUGCAUCACGAUUUAGCAGGACAUCUAAAGCCAGGAAACUUUACAGGACUUACAUUCAACCGCAGUCUCCUAGAGAGAUUAACAUUGACAGUCCCACCAGAGAAGCCAUCAUUAAGAACAUUCAAGAACCCUCUCAAAAUUGUUUUGAUGAAGCUCAAAAAAUUGUGUACAUGCAUAUGGAAAGAGAUUCCUAUCCCCGAUUCCUACGGUCAAAAUUAUACCAAAACCUCAUUGAAAGCCUGCAGAUGGAUGGCCAUCCCUGA